AUGCUCCUGAUGGUGCCGGCCACAGCUAUUAUCGUUCGCCAUCAUGAGCCUGAAAACGAGCCGUGGCAGCUUCACUCGAUCACAAUUCGAAGCCCACAUAUUCGAAAGGUUAUGGCCGCUGUGUUCCAAGACUACCCAGGCAUUGAUGCGAAACUCGAAGACAUGACCUUUAGAGCGCCUUUCCAAGAGCUCUUCUUCAGAUGGGAUAAGUUCCUGGACCUACUGCAAGAAGAGGCUGAUGAGACCGUCAUCGAGCACUGUAACCUGUUGAUCGACACAAUGAAAGAGACUCUGCAGCCCAAACUCGAGCGUGCUGCUGACCUCAAAUCUCGAGACCUGAUCGAAUUUGAGUAUCUCUGGACUCUCUUUGAGCCUGGAACCGAGGUGUACUCUAACAUCGACGAUCGUCAUCGACUGUAUAUCGUCGACGAUAGCUAUCCUGUGGAGGCAGAGUACGACAAGACGGAAUUCGUCGUUCAUUGUAGAUAUGUCGAUUUCGACGGAGGCAAGCUUGGUUUCGACACGGCGAAGCGCAAGAUUCCCGUCUUCAAAGGCGUGAAAGCAAUCACGGAGUUGCCAAUCUACCCAAGUGCUGCUCGCACAGACAUUGUGGCUAUCAGGAAACAGCUCGACCAGCAGGGCCAGAAGAUGCUUGCUCAUUGCUGUGUUCGCUUUGUGCAAUAUACUGGCUUUUGCUUGGAGUACGACGACUUCAACCAAGAUCAGAACCAGAAACCGAAAUGGAUUGACCAUGAAAGAAUCGUCAUCGAUGCGAGAUCCUGGACGCAGCAGAACGUUUCCAUGGCACCUGUUCUUGACCCGAUCAGCUCGGCUUACUGUGCACCCUUUGUCCGCGGCUUCAACUUGAAGACCAAGAAGUGGGUGGCGUGCUUCGUGGACGGUGUCGAAGAUAUUGAAUGGAAUGAUCAUGCUUUCGAGAAGUUGCUACUGCGUCAACAGUACAAAGACAUGAUUCUAGCCUUCAUGGAAAGCCAUAUCCAAGCCAAGGAUCAAUUCGACGACAUCAUCAAAGGGAAAGGACAAGGCUUCGUCAUGCUUUUGGAGGGCGAAGCAGGCGUGGGCAAGACUUUGACCGCCGAAUCGAUCGCCGAGCAGAUGCAUCAACCUCUUUACUCCUUGUCCGCAGGAGAGCUCGGCACGACUACAGAGUCCGUUGAUCAUGCUUUGCAGAGAGUCCUUGAUCUCUGUGCCAAAUGGCAUGCUGUGCUCCUUAUCGAUGAAUGCGACGUCUACUUGGAGCAGAGAUCGGUCUCUGAUUUGGAGAGGAAUAAGCUGGUGGCAGUUUUCCUCCGUCUACUCGAAUAUUACGCCGGCAUCAUGCUGCUGACCACCAAUCGUGCCUCAUCAAUCGACACAGCCUUUCAGUCUCGCAUUCACUUAUCGAUCACUUAUCCAAAACUCACCCAAGCCUCUCGAAAAGCAAUCUGGCAGACCUUCACAGACCCGCGGGAGCCUUCUGAAAAACAUUAUACCGAUGAUCCAAUCAGUGAGGAUCAGCUCGAUACGCUUUCGAAGAUGGAUCUCAAUGGUAGAGAGAUCAAAAGUAUUGCCAGGAGUGCAAGACUGCUGGCUGCAAGAGACGAGAAGCCCUUGAUUUUCGAACAUGUUCAAGCUGUGCUGGACGUCAAGAAAGGUGGAGUCACGGGCGUGCCGAAGGUGGAAUUAUGGCGUGCGGCCUUAGCUGCCCUUUUGAUGGGGUUGGUCACGGCGUGGUGGGUAUAUGGUAGGUUUGCUGGGCGACCUGCAUCUACCAUCUGUACUGUCAGCUACAAGGGUUCAACUCCGACCCUCACGAAAUGACUGCAACACGACGGGGUAGAGGGUUGAAACGGUAUUGGUACUUGGAGCGUUCAAGGGUAGCCGUAGCCAUCCAACUCUGAUCGUUGU
This is a messenger RNA of Pseudocercospora fijiensis CIRAD86, 1908 nucleotides long. RefSeq lists its product as uncharacterized. Gene Ontology annotation, molecular function: ATP binding; ATP hydrolysis activity. The coding region runs from base 1 to 1821 and encodes 606 amino acids. The transcript is spliced from 5 exons. NCBI's taxonomy places the organism in Eukaryota, Fungi, Ascomycota, Dothideomycetes, Mycosphaerellales, Mycosphaerellaceae. The record is from RefSeq and is a predicted model, not a curated record.